Molecule: messenger RNA, 1290 nt
Organism: Amphibalanus amphitrite
Lineage: Eukaryota; Metazoa; Arthropoda; Thecostraca; Balanomorpha; Balanidae
Product: keratin-associated protein 10-1-like
Exons: 3
Coding region: 1-1290 (429 amino acids)
Biological process (GO): negative regulation of Wnt signaling pathway; multicellular organism development
Cellular component (GO): extracellular region
Source: RefSeq, a predicted model, not a curated record
AUGAAGCCCUUCACUGUGCUCGUGGUGGCCCUGGCGGUGUGCUCGCUGGUUGCCGCUAAAGAGACCGCUGCUAAGGAGGAAGCAGUGAAGGUUGAGGAGGGCUCCAGCCGACAGGGUCGCCUCUUCUUCUUGACCAAGCUGCUGGCGGGCCCUGCUGCGCUGGAGUGUGUGGCCACCAAGGUGGGCUACCGGUGCCAUUUCAAGUCGAAAGAAGACCUAUGCCCGAUGCUGUUGGAGCAGAUGGGAUGUCCAGAGAACCAGUAUUGCGGCUCAGGACCCGACGGCAACAUCUGCAAGCCGAAGCUGCAGGUCGGAGACACUUGCACUGUGAAGACCCAGUGCCUCUCCGACACUUGCCGCAACAGGAAGUGCAAGGCUGACGCUUGCCCGGCGGUUGACAUGUCCAUCGACUGCAUGCCCACGCAGUAUUGCUCUCCGGGAGAGGACGGCAACAUGUGCGUUGCCAAGAAGGAAAAGGGAGCACAUUGCUCGUCUCGAUUGCAGUGCAAGUCCAACGUUUGCGACGACCGCGGAGUCUGCAUUGAGGACAAGUGCCCGCACCCCUACAUGGAGGAGCGCUGUCUUCCGAACCAGUUCUGCAGCCCAGCUCCUUACGGCAACGUGUGCGUGGACAAGAGGAACAACAACGAUCAGUGCCACCAGAACGCCGAGUGCAAGUCUGGUCUCUGCCGAAACGGAGUUUGCAAGGCCAACGAAUGUCCUACUCCCUUCUCCAGCGAGGGAUGCAACCAGCUCACGCAAAUCUGCAUGAUAACUACCAACGGAAAAGAGUGUUUGACCAAGCUUCCCAACCAACAGCCCUGCCUACUUUCUGCCCAAUGCCUCUCCGGCAACUGUGUCAGAGGAACCUGCACUGACGGCGACGGAACCGAAAUGCCCAACGGCGCUUCCUGCAGCAUGCCCACCGAAUGCGCCUCGGGCAACUGCGUGCUCCAGCGUUGCGCCGCCACGCGUAACGGCAUCAGCGGCGUGUGCAUGGACAACGACGAUUGCCAGUCCAACAACUGCGUGUUGAACGUGUGCGCCGUUCCUGCGGUAGCCACCACGACUGAUGCUACAACAAUGACGACCACGACGGCUAGCGCCGCCGCAUCGUUGCUUGACAUUGGUGUCGCCUGCAUGGACAGCGCUGACUGUGCGAGUAACAACUGCGUCCUCGAAGUCUGCGCCCUUGCGCUGGCCGCCUUCGAUCGUGGCGCCACCUACAGCGAUAUGUCCCUCUGCGCCAAGGCCGCGCGGCUGGACGGCCAGUCCAGCGAGCCAGUCUAG